Molecule: messenger RNA, 1005 nt
Organism: Psilocybe cubensis
Lineage: Eukaryota; Fungi; Basidiomycota; Agaricomycetes; Agaricales; Agrocybaceae
Product: Aldo-keto reductase
Exons: 11
Coding region: 1-1005 (334 amino acids)
Source: RefSeq, a predicted model, not a curated record
AUGACAUCUAACACUCAGAAAAGUGCACUGAACAUUGUAAUGGGUGCAAUGACUUUCGGAGAAGCAGGAAAAGACGGUGCUAGAGUUCACAACAUAAAGGACGUCGAGGCGAUACUGGAUGCGUUUCGUUCUCAUGGCCAUACAGAGAUUGAUACUGCACGUGGAUACUGCAGUGGUACGAGCGAAGAGUACUUGGGGAAAAUUGAUCUGGCUGCCAAAGGCCUCAAGCUCGAAACCAAACUCUAUCCAGUCAAAGGUGGUGCUGAACCGAUCGCACACGACGAAGCAGGUCUUAGAAAGCAUUUGGCCGUGUCUCUGGAGGCCUUGAACGUCAAAUCUUUGGAAAUGUGGUACCUUCAUGGGCCAGAUCGUACUGUUCCAUAUGAAGAAACCCUACGUGUCGUCAACGAUCUCUAUAAAGAAGGCUAUUUCAAGCGAUUUGGAAUUAGCAACUACACAGCAUGGGAAGUAGCAGAAAUUGUCGGAAUCUGCAAGGCCAAUGGUUAUAUCCAACCUUCAGCAUAUCAAGGAAUCUAUAAUGCUAUACAUCGAGCGGUUGAACCUGAAUUGUUACCAUGUCUUCGAAAGUUUGGGAUCAGUUUCUAUGAAUUCAAUCCUUUCAUUGUGUCGAAGUGGCAGGAGGAUUCUUCACAGGACGCUACACCUCGUCAAGCGACAACACAGAGGAAGGGUCGAGAUUCGAUCCAAAUAGGACACAAGGGAAGAUAUUGGAAGGAGCCAUACUUCAAGGCCAUUGGCGCUAUCAAGGAAGUCGCUGACAAAAAUGGACUCACCUUAACAGAAAUCGCUUUGCGUUGGAUUUCUCACCAUAGCUUACUAAAGAGAGAAUAUGGGGAUGCUGUUCUUAUUGGGGCCUCAAGCCUUAAGCACAUCCAAGAGAACCUUGUGGAUUUGGAGAAAGGACCUCUCCCUGAGGAGGUACUCAAAGUACUCGACGAAGCUUGGUUCGAUGUACAGCCGUAUGCUAGCAAAUACUACCAUUGA